Messenger RNA from Perognathus longimembris pacificus (Pacific pocket mouse), 4901 nucleotides. RefSeq names its product alkylglycerone phosphate synthase (gene Agps). The record is from RefSeq and is a predicted model, not a curated record. Gene Ontology annotation, molecular function: alkylglycerone-phosphate synthase activity; FAD binding. The transcript is spliced from 20 exons. Gene Ontology annotation, biological process: lipid biosynthetic process. Bases 31 to 2073 code for a protein of 680 amino acids. Lineage: Eukaryota; Metazoa; Chordata; Mammalia; Rodentia; Heteromyidae.
CGCAGUGGCUGCCGGGAUGCGCCGCGGCGAAUGGUCGCGCCGGGCGCCGCUCUGAGUGACCUUUCACCCGCGCUCAGCGCUCCCGGGCGGCGGCACCAGGCGGAAGCCAUGGCGGAGGCGGCGGCUGCAGCUGCAGCGGGCGGGACCGGCGCGAGCCCUGGCUCCGCGGCGUACCCGGACCCGGACUUGGGUCGCGCGGGGCGGAGGCUGCGAGUUCUCUCGGGCCAUCUGCUGGGCCGGCCUCAGGAGGCUGUGAGUGCCAAUGAGUGCAAGGCGCGCCGAGCCGCGUCGGCGGCUACGGCGUCGCCUACGGCCACUCCCGCCGCGCCCGAGUCUGGCACCAUCCCGAAGAAGCGGCAAGAAAUUAUGAAAUGGAAUGGAUGGGGAUAUAAUGAUUCUAAAUUCUUCCUCAAUAAGAAGGGCCAAAUUGAGUUAGCUGGGAAAAGGUACCCUCUUAGUGGCAUGGUUUUACCAUCUUUUAAAGAAUGGGUCCAAACUAAUCUUGGAGUACAUUGGGAACAUAGAUCUACCUCUAAAGCAUCCUUGAAUCCUAGUGAUGUACCUCCUUCUAAUGUAAAUGAAGAUUUUCUUCAUGAACUUAAAGAAUUGAAUAUUUCAUAUUCACAAGAAGCAGAUGAUAGAGUAUUUAGAGCUCAUGGUCAUUGUCUUCAUGAAAUGUUUUUGCUCAGGGAAGGAAUGUUUGAGCGAAUUCCUGAUAUAGUUGUAUGGCCAAUGUGUCAUGAUGAUGUAGUUAAGAUCGUGAAUCUAGCAUGCAAAUAUAACCUUUGUAUCAUACCAAUUGGUGGUGGAACAAGUGUUUCAUAUGGCCUGAUGUGUCCUGCAGAUGAGACAAGAACAAUCAUUUCUUUGGACACUUCACAAAUGAAUCGAAUUCUGUGGGUAGAUGAGAACAAUCUGACAGCUCAUGUAGAGGCUGGCAUAACAGGACAAGAAUUAGAAAGACAGCUUAAAGAAAGUGGUUAUUGUACAGGUCAUGAACCAGACUCCCUGGAAUUCAGCACUUUGGGAGGAUGGAUAUCUACCCGGGCAUCAGGCAUGAAGAAAAAUAUCUAUGGCAAUAUUGAGGACCUGGUGGUUCAUAUGAAAGUGGUCACACCUAGAGGUGUAAUAGAAAAAAGCUCUCAAGGACCUCGUAUGUCAACAGGCCCUGAUAUCCAUCACUUCAUCAUGGGAUCUGAAGGAACUCUUGGUGUAAUAACAGAAGCUACAAUAAAAAUCAGACCAGUUCCUGAAUACCAAAAGUAUGGCUCGGUAGCUUUCCCUAAUUUUGAACAAGGAGUAGCUUGUUUAAGAGAAAUUGCAAAACAGAGAUGUGCUCCUGCAUCCAUUCGUCUCAUGGACAACCAGCAGUUUCAUUUUGGUCAUGCUCUUAAACCUCAAGUUUCCUCUAUUUUUACAUCAUUUUUGGAUGGGUUAAAAAAGUUUUAUAUUACAAAGUUUAAAGGAUUUGAUCCGAAUCAAAUAAGUGUCGCCACCUUACUGUUUGAAGGGGACCGUGAGAAGGUUCUUCAACAUGAAAAACAAGUAUAUGACAUUGCUGCAAAAUUUGGUGGGCUGGCAGCUGGAGAAGAUAAUGGGCAGAGAGGUUAUCUGCUGACCUAUGUCAUUGCAUAUAUUCGAGACCUGGGUUUGGAUUACUAUAUAUUAGGAGAAUCUUUUGAGACUUCUGCUCCUUGGGACAGAGUUGUAGAUCUUUGUAGGAAUGUAAAAGAAAGAAUAAGAAGGGAAUGCAAAGAGAAAGGUGUUCAGUUUGCACCUCUUUCUACAUGCAGGGUAACACAGACAUACGAUGCGGGUGCAUGUAUCUACUUCUAUUUUGCCUUUAACUACAGAGGAAUUAGUGACCCAUUGACCGUGUUUGAACAAACUGAGGCAGCUGCUAGAGAAGAAAUCCUUGCGAAUGGAGGAAGCCUGUCACAUCACCACGGAGUGGGCAAGUUACGGAAGCAGUGGCUAAAGGAAAGCAUCUCUGAUGUCGGCUUUGGGAUGCUGAAGUCUGUCAAGGAAUAUGUGGACCCCAAUAACAUCUUUGGAAACAGAAACCUUUUAUAAGUCCAUUAACAUCAUUAUAAAAAUAUUACUUUUUGUUUAUUCAUCUGUGGUUAUACCAGUAAUCAAUAAUAUCAUGGACUAUAUUUCAGCUACAUUUGUUAGUUUAAAAUGUUUGUAUUGGGUCUGUACUUCAUUUUGUUUUUACAUUUAUGGGUUGACAGAUGGUAUUCCUCAGUUUCUGUCACUGUAGGUAUAUCAGCUUACAGCCAAUUAGUUGUUACAAAUUUUAGUCUGGCAGCCCAAGGCUGCAAGUUAUUUCAGAGAAAGGUGCUGCCAGCUGUCUUAUACUGAUGCUUCCUCUUGGAAUAGAAAGGCAGAUUUGGGUACCAUCUAUUGUUUUAGCCUUUUACUAAAAAUGAACAUUACUAGGAAGCAGUUACCUAAGCAAAGAUUCCACUGGGGAGUGAUCCAUGUAUAUGUUUUUAAAAGCAUAUUCUACUGGGAGUAGACCAUUGAGAGAGUACAUUCAUGAAUGCAUAUAGGCAACCUGCUAGGAUGCCAUCAUCUGUAAGGUGCUUGGCUUACAGUUUUCUUUGAAAUUAGUAUGUAGUUACAAAACCUUAAAUCACCAGUAUGCAAAUUAGUCUAUGAGAGGACACAUUUGUUCUCCAUGUUUCUGUUUGGGUUGUAUUUGUAUCACGGAUAUAAUAACCUGUGGUUGUAUCCUAGAUUUUAAGUUUUAUAAGAAAAUUUGACAAACCACUCACUGUAAGUGAAGGACAGGUUUACUAUGAAAUGGAGGCCCUUAUCCUCCCUGGAGUUGUAAUAUUUCUGCUGUUGCAUGCUUGUUGCUGUGCUGCAGAAGAAGCUGCAACAGGAACAGAACAAAAACCCUGACCCUGAUGUCACCAGUUGAAAGAAUUGAUUGGCAAAAGAUAGUCAUCAUUUGGCUCUUAAAUUUGAAAGCCUCAGUGAUUUCAAUGAAAAAAUUCUUUAAAAAAAUUAACCCAAAUUGCAUGAUAAAUUUUCAUAUACAAGUAAAAUUUUGAUUUUGUUCUUAAUAAUGGUUUAUUGCCUUUUUUGACUUACUGGUCUAACCUAUAUUUUAAAAAAAUGUAUUAAUGCAUAGGCCAUAAUCAAAAGUUUGAAAUAUCCUGUUUCUUAAAUUAUAAGAACAUUAAUCACAUUUAGCAAACAUUUUUACAUUCAAACCUGAUAUUAAAAAAAGUGAAAUGACUAAAUCACUGUCAAGCUUCAUGAUUCACAUUUGGAGAUGGAUUCUUUUCUUAAUGCAAUACCUAACUUUUGAUAAUUUUUUAAAGUUAAUAUUUAAUCAGAUAAUGUAUGUGCAAAUGCAGACAAUCCUUUAAAAGGACACACUGUCUGUGUAUGUAGCAACAGCUCCAAAGUAUUUUGGGGCAGUUUGAUAUCUUUUAUAUCUGAAGUAGCCUUAACCAGACAAGUGAAAAUUAAAAUUGACAAAAUAUUUUUAAGACUUCAAAAUGAUGAAUCAUUUUUAACUAUUAAAAUUGGCCACAAACUAACAAAACUUAAAUCUGUAGGCAAAUCAAAAUUGUUAGUUUAACAACAAAAACUAUUUAUUUUUUAGAACUUGUGUCUCUUCAUUGGUGAUUUAGUUUUAGUUAUAAAAUUUCCAGCAGAUACUUGCUUAAGCCCAUGAUGGUUUGAAGUAGUUGGACACUUGGUAAGGAAAUUGCCUCUAGAAUUGUAAGAUCUUCUGCUUCAUAAAAUGCAUCUAUUAAUGAAGGUGAUUUCUCUAAUUGGUGAUCAAAAUGUAAAAUUUACUAAGGUAUUAAUAUCUCACUGAUUGUGUAUACAUGCUACUAAAUAAUGUUUAAUAAAACAGAUUUAUUAGAUCCAUUCCUUUGCAUGUGACUGGUACAACAUUCUUUCCCAGAGAGUUCAUCUUUUGGCACAGAGAUCUGUAUUUGAUAUUAGGAUUUAUAAAUGCUAUACCUGAAAUUGUUGUGUUCAUUAUUCUUUGUGAACCUUAGGGAAGAUAGUGAACUAUAUCCUUGUUUUUCUUUUUCCAUAUAUGCCAGGGCUCCCCAACCUUGAUUUUAUAAUGGUGACUAUAUUUUAUAGUUGGAAUCAUUUAUACAAGUAUCAUUUUUAAACACAGGAAUGUUCAUCUGUACUGUUUAUUCUGAUUUACUGUAUCAGAAUGCCUUCCCCAACUUGUCACGCACCCAGUUCUGGAGGUACCUCACUAGUCUGCACAUAGCACUUAACCCAUGCCUCUUAUUUCUGAAAUAUCUGAAAAUAGCUUCAUAAAGUAAAGCUAGGAGAAUAUUGUUUAUAUUGGGCUUUUACACUUAUUUGAAUAAUUUAAUUUAAAAUUUUUAAAGCCCGUAAACCUAGUUGAUUUUUCAGUGCUGGGGUACUGGGUAACACUGACUUGUCUUUCUCAAGUUAAUAAUACUUGUAGCAUUUUUCUUAAAUUUGAUUAUGUUACCUGUGGAUUGGGGUUUCAGUGGGAAUGGUAACUUGCUGCUAGUAAGUAGCACUGAUGAAUACUAAAGACUCAAUGUGAACAGGCUUUAUUGACCCUUAGAUAAAUGGUUGCCUUAAUGUUGGUGCAAUUUAUAGUAGUAUACAAGUGAGUUUACUUUUGUUCUAGGUAUACAUGAGCCAUUUCAGUUUAAGAAUUAUCAAAGCUACAUUUUAUUGUUCCCAGUGUUUAAACACAGCAAACAGAAUCAAGUUGUUUCCUCUUUUGAGGAAUUGGAAGUUUGUGUCUAAGUGAUGACAGUAUAGGCCAUUACUCUGGGGUUAUUUAUGAAGUGGGAAGCCUUCUAGUGUGCAUAUACUAGUGUGCUGAUAUAUUUUGAAAAACAAGAGUAGAAUAAAGAAUGAUGUUCUAUCAA